GAUGUCCUAGCCAAAGUUUAGGACGAAGUUAAGCAAAACUUUUUGGCUUUGGGAAGACCGUGAUUUGCAAUGCGCCGUGCAGUGAUUUGUUCUUGUUGGGAUAAAUAUAAAAAAGUAUUGGAAAUAGGACACUGAAAAUAGUUCGCAGAAAAUAGUUUACAGUAGGGAAAUCGUGCGUUUGACUUGUUACUGUAUUUAGCGUGAAACGACUAACUUUUCCAGACGCGAAAGAGAAACACAAACUACACUGUAGGCUGCUGGAUCCGUACCUUGAGCUAACUCGGUUGUUCGGGCGUUUUUCCGUAACAGUAGUAGGUUAUUUGCUAUAUGUUCGGCGCUAAAAGUUUAGAAAAAUAAAAACGAAAAACAAACAAAUCACAGCGGAGGAAUUUCGGACGUCUUGGAGCUACUUCGAAAUGUUUAUAUGAUUGCAAUCAAUACUCCUGGAUUUGGGCUUUCCAAAAGUUUGGAUUGAUUUUUCCCCUUUAUUUGUCGAAAACCAAACUGAGUUUUUCCCCCAAUUCGGAGCCAUGGAUCCGAGCCAGCAUAACCCCCCGGCCGGGCACCAAAUCGUUCAUGUCCGAGGUGACUCUGAGACCGACUUGGAAGCUCUUUUUAAUGCUGUAAUGAACCCUAAAAAUGCAAUCAUACCACCUUCGGUACCCAUGAGGAUGAGAAAACUGCCCGAUUCCUUUUUCAAACCGCCUGAACCAAAGUCCCACUCCAGACAAGCGAGCACAGACGCGGGCACCGCCGGCGCCCUCGCCCCCCAGCACGUGCGGGCACACUCCUCGCCCGCCUCGCUCCAGCUGACCGCCGUGGGCUCGCCCGGGUCCCUGCCCGGCCUCAGCCCGGCGGGCGCGCCCCCCCAGCACCUGCGCCAGUCCUCCUACGAGAUCCCCGACGACGUGCCCCUCCCACCGGGGUGGGAGAUGGCCAAGACCCCGUCUGGACAGAGAUACUUCCUCAACCACCUGGACCAGACCACCACCUGGCAGGAUCCCCGCAAGGCCGUGCUGCAGAUGAGCCAGGCCUCCCCAGCCAGCCCUGCGAACGUGCAGCAGCAGCAGAACAUAAUGAGCCCGGCCUCGGGUCCUCUUCCCGAAUGCUGGGAGCAGGCCAUCACUCCAGAAGGAGAGAUCUACUACAUCAACCACAAGAACAAGACCACCUCGUGGCUAGACCCCCGGCUGGACCCGCGCUACGCUCAGCAGAGGGUCAGCCAGAGCGUCCCGUUGAAGCCGCCCCCUGCCAUGUCCUCCAGCCCCCAGGGAGGGGUCAUGGGGGGCAACAACCAGAUGAGGCUCCAGCAGCUGCAGAUGGAGAAGGAGAGACUGAGGCUGAAGCACCAGGAUCUCCUGAGACAGAGACCCCAAGAACUGGCUCUGAGGAACCAAUUGCCCACCAGUAUGGAGCAGGACGGGGGCACCCCGAACCCCGUCUCCUCCCCAGGCAUGACCCAGGACGUCCGGACCAUGACCACCAACAGCUCCGACCCCUUCCUGAACAGUGGGACCUACCACUCCAGGGAUGAGAGCACGGACAGUGGUCUGAGCAUGAGCAGCUACAGUGUGCCUCGCACUCCGGACGACUUCCUCAACAGCGUGGACGAAAUGGACACAGGGGACUCCCUGGGUCCGGUCUCCAUGGCGACGCAGCCCCCCCGUUUCCCGGACUACCUGGACACCAUCCCCGGGACGAACGUGGACCUGGGCACGCUGGAGAGCGAGAGCAUGGCGGUGGAGGGGGAGGAGCUGAUGCCCAGCCUGCAGGAGGCGCUCAGCUCCGACAUCCUGAACGACAUGGAGUCCGUGCUGGCCGCCACCAAGAUCGACAAGGAGAGCUUCCUCACGUGGUUAUAGAGGGGGAGGGCGGGCGGGUCAACCGCACCCCCCCCCCCCACAACCCCGCUCAUCGGUCCGCCGCACACUACCAACCAACUGCUGCAAGACAAGGCUAAAUCUGUGAAGGAUCUGGAGAUGCUUAAAGACAUUUCAGUCUCUCUUUCAGGAGUCUUCCCCUUUUUUUUUUUAUUGUUGUUAUUCCGCGUACAAAAAGGACAGACAUACAUGGCAGGCAGCAGGUUAUUUUUUAAUGUUUUUUUUUUUUUUUUUUUUUUUUUUUUCCUUCACGCAGUUUCUCUUACUCACGUCCUCAAGGCUGGCCCAUGAACUGACGAUUAUUCUGAGGGUUCCCCAAACCCCUCCCCCCCCUUCCCCAGAUAUCGCUGUCUAUCUCCUUUCGGCCUCUUCCUGCCGAUUGUGGUUACACCCCCCCCCCCUUCACUCCCCAGGGCAGGGCUAGGCGUGUGCACUGCGACUUCCUCACCGGUCCUCACCUCUCCUCAUCUCGGUCUCUGCAACACAACUCUUACAUGGGAAAACGUUUAUUUUUUGUUCUUCUUCUUUUGUUUUCUGCGCCGACAGCUUUGGGUUUUUCUUUCCGAGCGUUUUGUUCUUUUUUUAUUAUUAUUAUUUUUUUUGUAUUAUUCUGUUUUUUUAUGUGAGCCUGAGAAACCAAAAGAAUUAAAAUAAAACGUGUGUGGGAUUGCGAAAGGUUCUUCUCGGCACUGAUUUGGAGUGGAGGUGAGGGGGGAGCCUGGCUUCGACAGGCUGGCUGUGAUGUAGUGGUGUUGUACAGCCACAAGCGGGCGCUCCGUGAUUUCCAGUGCUGCUGCUUGGCUGGGCCAGCAAAUGUAACUUAAAACCUUGUCAAAUCAAGUGCCUUUCCAUUGUGUUUUUGUUUUUUUUUUUCAGAGAGAAGAGAAAAUAACACUACAGUACCAUUUUGCUACGUAAAUCAAUAUAUUUGCUAAGCUGUUUUUUUGAAGAUCAAGUUUAAUGGUUCUACGUACAUUCAUGUUCAAUAAUCAAAAGUAUAUUUCCAUUUUAAAAGUAGAGGUUUAUGAAAAGUGUAUUGUAAUGGGAAUCUUAGCUUCUUUAUAUUUCAGUCUUAUUUAAGCCUGAUUCAACCUUGGGUUGUUUUUUUAUUAUUAUCCUUUAAUUUGGGUUGUUAGAUUGAUGUAUAAUGGAUCAAGCAGCCUUCUUGUAGUCCUUUUUAAUUGUUGCUGAUUUUGUAGGUGAAUUUUAGGCAGAGUUUUGUUUUGUUUGGGGCCACCUUCCAGCACAUCACAACAGCAAAGACAUCAGAGUAACCAUGGCACGGGACUGUCACUAAAUUACAAAAAAAAAAAAAAAAAAACCUAAAACCCUAAAUUUUUUUCUUCAAAAAUCAGCUUUGCAGUGUUACUGUGGAAACCAUGUUUUGGUUGCCAAGGGCACACAUUAUUAUUUUUUAAAAUUUUUAUUUUUGUCUCCAGUUUUUUAAAACAUUUUUCUUAUUCAUUUAGCAGUCACUUUUGGGUAAAGCAUUUCUUACUCUGUUUUUUGCGAGGUUGUGAACUCAAUGCCUCAUGCAGUGUGAAAAGGCCAUUAUUACGUUGCAUGGCAUGUAUUUACUGGAUGCUUAUUUAGAAUGGCUCUCAAUGUGGGCUGUUGGCUAAAGAUGCUCUGUUGGCUGUAGGUGCUCCAUUACCUGUGGACGCUCUAUUAGCUGUGGACGCUCUAUUAGCUGUGGACGCUCUAUUGGCUGUGGACGCUUGUAUUGUGCUGGACGCUCUGUUGGCUGUGGACGCUUGUAUUGGCUGGACGCUCUGUUGGCUGUGCAUGGCAUGAUUUAAGAAAGGGGGGGAAAGACUAGCCUAAAAGCACUUUCCUCUGCAAUGUGAGUGAAAAUGGCGACAUGGAAGGGAUUGGCGGGCACGAGCCCUGUGUUCCCCUCCAGUCCGAUGAAGAUCUCUCUGCUGUGAUGUACUGAAAUGGCUGCUCGCUGAAGGAAGGUGGUUUAUGACACGUUUUUCCGAUGGUUAGACGAAGAGGGUGUAGAGUUUUAGCGGUUAGGUAGAGGUUUGGACGGUAAUUCUGGACGAUGAGAAUUGUAGAGGAUGUAGGGAAUUUCCAACAAAAGCAAACUCGAUUUAAAAGUUUCAGUCAGGAAUUUUCGCUGUGGCCUCCAAAGAGUGUUUUUUUUUUUUUUUUAAAUAGACUUUCCCUUAAUUUGUAUCCUUUCAUGAACAAGAGCAACGUACAUGCAGAUAUAUGUAAAAUAUCUUUGCACCAACAGGCAGGUGAUAUUAGGAUCUUUGUGUUUUGAUAGAGAAAACAGAACAGAUGUUAAUUGUCUUGACAAGCUGGCUACUUCUAAGUUUUUUUUUAUUUUUAAUUUUAUUUUGUUUUUAUUUUAUUUUAUUUUUGGAUUCUGGAUUUGAAAUGGUAAAUGAGCUAUCCCCAGUCAUUUUAAUUAUUUGUUUUCACGUUUACAUUCUAGGUCUAGGGUGAUGCUACAGUGACCAUUGUCUGACUCCGAUCAAAAACUAUCUCUGUUUUAAAAAUCAAACGUUUACAUGGUUUCAUGUUUAAAAUCUCAUAGAAAUGCUGAAAAAUAGACAGAUUAUCCCUUUUGUCCUUCAAAAAUGAUUUACGUCACUGUGAUGCUAAAUGUGAUUUUUUCCAUGUAAGAUGAACAAGAGCAAAUGUACUUUAAACCACCCAUGAAAGCUGUAGGAUUUAUUUCUUUUAGACCUUAGUUAUGACGUUAGUGUCGAAAAUUGAAAACUGACAUCCAGUGUUACCAUGGGAACCUGAGUGUUCUACAUUCUGAGGUUGCAUUCAGAACCAUUUUAUUUGACAUGAGGCUCAGUAUUUGUGGUGGGGGGGGGGGAAGGGGGGAGGGGGGGGGGGGAUGCAACUAAAAUGAAAUCUUUUAGUAAUUGGUGGUACCAUUUAGUACUGUCUUUGCACAUGUCUACAGAACUUUGACUAAAUGGUGUUUGUCACUUGUGUGAUUUUCUGCAUAGUAGUAAGUACUUGUCAGACUAUAUAUAGUAAGUAAGUGUUGACUGUCUGUAUGUAGAGGUAGGGCUAAUAACACAUUUUAAAGGUUUGGUAUUUAGAUGUGUCUAAAUGCACUCAAAAUGAAUUUAUAUUCAGUGAUGAUUUUGUUUGAUGGAAAGUAUGUGCAUGCAUGCUAGACCCAUGAAUUCUGUUACAUUGUAUCUCUUUAUAUAAUACUUUUAAAAUGGGCCCUAAAUAAACUCUAUACUUUGUGGUAAC
Messenger RNA from Anguilla anguilla (European eel), 5111 nucleotides. RefSeq names its product transcriptional coactivator YAP1-like. The transcript is spliced from 8 exons. The coding region runs from base 531 to 1862 and encodes 443 amino acids. Lineage: Eukaryota; Metazoa; Chordata; Actinopteri; Anguilliformes; Anguillidae. Gene Ontology annotation, molecular function: transcription coactivator activity; transcription corepressor activity; protein binding. Gene Ontology annotation, biological process: hippo signaling; positive regulation of transcription by RNA polymerase II. The record is from RefSeq and is a predicted model, not a curated record. Gene Ontology annotation, cellular component: cytoplasm; nucleus.